Molecule: messenger RNA, 802 nt
Organism: Dioscorea cayenensis subsp. rotundata (Guinea yam)
Lineage: Eukaryota; Viridiplantae; Streptophyta; Magnoliopsida; Dioscoreales; Dioscoreaceae
Exons: 5
Coding region: 230-520 (96 amino acids)
Molecular function (GO): protein binding
Source: RefSeq, a predicted model, not a curated record
UCCAAACUUUCUCUCAAUUUCUUGGUUUUCCCUUCGGAUUUUGGUUUGUUCUGGAGAUCUUUAGCAAUAAUGUUUUGUUUCUCUGAGUUUGAUUUGGGGAUCUAGGGUUUUUUUUCUCUGCCUACUGAGUUUCGCGUUAGAAAGAUAAUAACCUGCUUACUUGGCUGCAUUUCCUGUUUGUCAGAGACAGUUACUGAAACUUAUUCUUGAAAAAAACCGUCGUUGGAAUAUGGCCAUGUAUAUUCGUGUGAAGCGUGAGAAGACAACGUACUUUAUACAGUGUGAUCCAACCGAAAAAACUUCAGAUAUCAAGCAGAAACUGCAAGCCCUAACCGAUCAACCAACUGAUAAACAACGCUUAACAUUAGUAUCAAGCAACGAAAUUUUGGUUGAUUCAAAAACAUUAGCAGAGCAGAAGGUUGAAAAUGAUGCUGUCGUUGCAUUAACAUUUAGGAAAGAUGAUGAUGACUUUGAGGAAGUUAACAUUGCGCGGCCUGAAGAUUUCACUUCAUUUUCGUAAAACAUGUGCAUGACUUAGUAUUUAGCAAGAAGAUUGGCGUGGUGAAUUAGGGUUUUCCCGAAGUUGUUAUGAUAUUCACAAACAAUAUUUGUGACAGAGCCAUGAAAAUCUUCGGUUAUGGAAUUGUGAUACAAAAUGUGAUGCUGAAAUUGUCGGUUGAAUAAUGAAAAAUCUUUUUUCUAAAGUUUGGUGGUGAACAAAGAUUGAGGAAUUGAAUUCCAAAACUUUGGAUGUUUGAUUUUAUGUGUGAAAUUGCUAUAAAAAUUAGGCGUUUACUUUCAA